Messenger RNA from Trichoderma asperellum CBS 433.97, 2531 nucleotides. RefSeq lists its product as uncharacterized. NCBI's taxonomy places the organism in Eukaryota, Fungi, Ascomycota, Sordariomycetes, Hypocreales, Hypocreaceae. Gene Ontology annotation, molecular function: metal ion binding; DNA binding. Gene Ontology annotation, biological process: DNA repair. The record is from RefSeq and is a predicted model, not a curated record.
GCCUGCCUUAGCCUUGCCUUGCGCUUUGGUCUGCUCUGCUCUGCCUGGCUCUUUCAGCGAUGCAGCUCGAGGCACAGAUCGGCCUGUCCCGGUCGUCUUGCUGUGCUCGUUUUGUUUCUUUUCCGUUCUGACUGUGGUUUUCUUUGCUUCGCUACACAAACCAUCGCCAUGUCUCGCAGGCUCGGCGGCGGCAGGAUCCUGGGCAGCGGGAAGGGCCUUGGCCCGACCCCUCCGGCUCGAUCAUCCAGUCCCUUUGCUCCAUCCGAGAGCACCGUCUCUAUGGCCUCAUCCUCUAUAUCGCCACCUGCGAGCGGGAGUCUAGCCGACCUAAGCCAGGAUAUCGGCUCCAGCAUCAGCGUAGGGGCACAGCCUAAGGGCAGCACGGCGGAUCCGUCGAGCCUUUCGUGCCCCAUCUGCAGCGAAGAGAUGCUCACUCUGCUCCAACUCAACCGCCACAUCGAUGAUACCCACCAAGAACUCCCCGCCGAAGAACAGAACGAGGUCAAGACAUGGUUCGACAAACAGGUCCUCAAAGCGAAGCGCUUCCAGCCGCUGUCCAUGAUCAACAUGAAGUUGCGCGGCCUCGAUGUUUUUGAAUCGAAUGAAACCAACUUUGUUACGCCGCCGCAAGCCGCAACAGCAUCCGCUAGCAAGCUCCCGAUUGAAGCUCCCAUCGACCCGGAGGAAUUCAUAACGAGACAUCAUUGGCAGCGCUCUACAGGAUAUGACAUGUGCACGGAUCCUACAUGUGGAAAGGGGCUCGGGCCUAUAAACGGAAGCGUUAAUUGCAGGAAAUGUGGACGCCUUUUCUGCGAGCAGCACACCAUGUACCAGAUGAAACUGAGCAGAAGUGCGAACCACGAGCCUGUCCGCGGUUACUGGGCUAGGGUAUGCGAGACGUGCUACAAGUCUAGAGAAGGAUACAACGACCACAACGGAACAUCAGUAGACCACACAGACAUGUUCAAGGCCAUCAGGAGAAAGAAGGUCGAAAGACAGACCCUGGAAAUCUCGCGCUUGGAGAAGAGGUUGACGAAACUUACAAGAUUGCUAGCGAGUUCCCCAGAAGCGCUUACGAACGCAUCAAACGGAUCUAUAUUAGCUCCUGUUCAGUCACUAACUGGCCAAAAGAAUCCUCGGAAGUUGAUUGAACAGUCAGUAGUGACAUGGGAGGAGGACGACAAGGUGCCCGAGUGCCCGUUUUGCCACCAAGAAUUCGGCUCCUGGACAUUUAGGCGGCAUCAUUGCCGAAUCUGCGGCCGCGUAGUGUGCGGAGACCCUCAAACUGGCUGCUCGUCUGAAGUUAGCUUAAGCAUUGCUAGUCCAACCGGUCCUGGCGCAGAGAAGCCUCCGUCGACAAAUACCGCCCAUAUGGCUGUGGAUAUUAGAAUGUGUAAAGAUUGCAACAGUACAAUCUUCUCUAGCCGUGACUUUGCAGCAUCCUUGGCGCAUAGACCUCCAGACCAGCGAGCCUAUGAAACCCUUCGGCAGUUUGAAAGAGGUAUACGACAGCUCUUACCAAGCUUCCAUCGAGCUCUUUUGGCCUUACAGCCAGAGAUGAAGGAAAACGGAGAAGUCGAUCUCAACAAACCUCCACCUACACAUGCACAAAUCCAAGAAGCGAGCAAGAUACGAAAACGCCUCAUAGACAGCUUUACCAAGUACGGAUCUGCCGCAAAGAGGCUGCGCGACUUGACUGCGGAUAAUCCAACUCAACAAAGACUCCAAAUCGCAGUAUAUGCUUCAGCGAGCACGUUUCUACACACCAACAUGCUGCCGCUUAAAAACCUGCCGCAGAUGCUUCGUCACCGAUCUACACCAUCCACCUCCUCAUCACAUUCACAUUUGCUCCCCUCAACAAAUCAUUCGGCGUCAAGCCUACGGCAUUCGGAGCUGGCCGAAUCAGAAAAUGCUUCCCAGGCGGCUAGUGAGACCAGCACGGUGGUCAGCCUGCUGGAGACGGAAGAAAAAGACCUAAGAGAACGCCUCGCUGUGCUCGAAGAACAAAAGUUUAUGGUCGAAGAAAUGGUCAAAUCGGCCACUGGAUCGAGGAGAUUCGAAGAAGUCAGUGCCUUGUCUAGGAACAUGGACGAGUUGAACGGCGAGAUACAGGGGCUGAAGAAGAAGAUUGGGGACGUGGAGAAGAAGUGGGAGGUGGCUUAUCGGAAUGGAUCAUGAGUGGAAAGAGAACCACGUCUUUCUGCCCUUUUUACAAAUCCUAAUACCUUGAUGCGAAAUUGUUCCUAUUCAUGCUGUUUGGACUGGGUUUUGGUUAUUAUCCGCAUUUGUAUGGCGUUUCUGGCGGUUCAGCAGAUGAUGAAUGAUUUCUUGUUUACAUGGGGAAACAUGGGAAGCGGUUCUCUUUGAAGGGUUUUGAUUAGAGGCUUUAUCUACGAUAUCGUUAGAGUACAUGUCGAAGUAAUAUAGGUGCUAGACAUUGAUCAAUCGCCUUGCCCACUUAUCUUCACACAUUGGUUGCGUCGGGCUGUACCAAAUUAAGAAGUCAUCUAAAUUUAAAUGUUGAAAUCAAG